Molecule: messenger RNA, 1269 nt
Organism: Medicago truncatula (barrel medic)
Lineage: Eukaryota; Viridiplantae; Streptophyta; Magnoliopsida; Fabales; Fabaceae
Product: homeobox-leucine zipper protein ATHB-12
Exons: 2
Coding region: 159-896 (245 amino acids)
Biological process (GO): positive regulation of DNA-templated transcription
Cellular component (GO): nucleus
Molecular function (GO): DNA-binding transcription factor activity, RNA polymerase II-specific; sequence-specific DNA binding
Source: RefSeq, a predicted model, not a curated record
CCAAUAACGUGAUACAAAUAACCUUGACAUACAUUCUUUUUUAGCUAUAUAUAUUCUACAUCCUAUUCCCCCUCAACAAAUUUUAAUCUUUUUUAUUAUUAAACAAAUCUUCCUUCAAAUUCCAAAAAUUCAAAACUUAGGCCUUAGCCAUAUAUAAUAUGAUGGAGGAAGAAGAGAAUAUUCAUGAAGGGUUUAAAGGAAAAAAUGUUGAAAGCAUGAGUUGCUUAGAGACACCUCAGAAUUCAAAGAAGAAAAACAAGAAGAUAGAAAACAAGAGAAGGUUUAGUGAUGAACAGAUAAGAUCACUAGAAUGCAUAUUUGAGUCAGAAUCAAAGUUGGAACCAAGGAAGAAGAUGCAACUUGCAAGAGAUCUUGGUUUGCAGCCUAGACAAGUUGCUAUAUGGUUUCAGAACAGAAGAGCAAGAUGGAAAUCAAAAAGGAUAGAACAAGAAUACAGAAAACUCAAAGAUGAAUAUGAUAAUUUAGCUUCUAAGUUUCAGUGCCUUAAGGAAGAGAAAGAGUCUUUGCAAUCAGAGGUUCAGAAGCUAAGUUAUAUGGUGGAAACAUCUCAUGAUGGAGGAAGGGAAGCAAAGGAAAAUAGCACAGAAGAUGGUGGUUCAAGAAAUGGAUACAACAAUAGCAGGUUUGAAGAAACAAAGCAAAGGUUUUCAAAUGAGGGUUUGGAGGAUAAAGUGGUAAUUUAUUCAGAUGAUCAAAAUGAAAGAAGCACAACAUGGACAGAGAAAGUUGAGGACAGAGGAAAUCAACUUUUAAGAAAUGAUGAUCAUGCAGAAAUUCCCUUGACAACAACACUUGAAAAAUGGUACAAUGUUGAUCCAUGUGGUAUGUUAGACCAAUCAUGCAAUAGUUCUCAAUGGUUGGAUUUUUGGACUUGAAAAUUGCACCAUGUUCUUCUAUGUUGCAAUGUUUGGUGUUUCCUUGAAAAAGGAACAAAGAAUGGUUCAAAACAUGCAAUUGCAAGGUCAAGGAGAAUGUCCAAGCUCAAAAAAAUGAAGUUUUGUAGGCUUGAUUUGAUAGGUAGAGAAUUAUGAUAGCCUCUCUCAAUUCAUUUGUUUAGAGAUUUGGAAGAAGAAGGAAUAAUGUGAAAAUUUCUCUGUUUUGUGCAAUGCACACGCUUGCAUGCCUUUUCCAUUCAUUUGCUUGUGUCAGUGUGAUGUGUUUUACCAUUUCUAGUUUUAUAACUUUAGCUACCACCUUGUUAAUUUGUAUGACCAUUGUAACAUAUAUAUGACUUGGACUCACACAUAA